AUGGUUAAAUUAGGUAUAUUUUAAUUGAAUCUUUGAGCACCAAUAUUCUAUGGAAUUAUGCAAAUCUAUUUGCUAAGCAUUUUUAGCAUUGUAGAUGAUAGUUUAUUUGAAAGUUCAAAAUUGGGUACUUAUUAUUUCUAUUUGAUGAUAAUGUUUACUUUAAUUUUCUAUGGUUUUACUGCAUACAAGGAUGUAAAUAAUAAUGAUAUGAUAAGCCAGGAUUUGUUACCAUAAGUGAUUAUUAAUACACAGAUAGUUCGAAUCCAUAUUAAAAAAAGCGAUAAUAAUUUCAUCAAUUCCCAGGAAAUUCUCAAUAGAGAACAAAAGAGCAAAUACAAGAGGAACAAAUCGAUUUAAAAGUUGUAGAAUAAGCUAAAGUGAAGCCAAAGUAUAAUAAAUCAAUUUAUUAUAGGAAUAAAGAUGAAUUUGAAAUGGAAUGUGAAGCUUCAGUUGAUGAAUAAAAUUUCCCUGAUAAUGAAAUUCAAAAUAUAGAUAAUAAUGCUAAAUCCUAUGAAAAAACUCCAGAGAAAUCUAAGACUCCUUCUAAGAUGGUUUCAUAAAUGUAAAGUCCACAUUAAAAUAAUGCCAGAACUUCUUAAGUACUAUCUUAAGGAAGUACUAAGCCUGAUAUAAAUAAUAAUAAUAAUCCUAAUACACAAACAGAACCUCCAUUUAAUUAUCAAUAAGAAAUCAAUGUUGAAUAAGUUGAACAUCAAUAAUCACCUAAAUCUGCAAAUAAUGAUAAAAACAUUGAUUAAAGUGUACAUCAUGGAAAUAGUAUGUUUAUUGAAAAGAGAUAUUGUCCAAUAUGUAAUCAAGAUUAAAUUAUUCGUUCUAAACAUUGUAGAUAAUGUAAUAGAUGUAUAGCAUUAUAUGAUCAUCAUUGUCCAUGGGUAUUAAUAUAAAUAUUUAUUUAAUAGACAAGUAAUUGUAUUGGAGAAAGAAAUAGAUGUGUAUUUUAUUGGUUUCUAUUUUUCUAAAUCUAAGAAAUACUAUAUGUAAUGAGAGAAGUAAGUUUUAAUUAUCAUUAAUAGGCUUUUCCACACCUUGACUUCUCUUAAUACAAAGGAUUAUUUUUAGCUUAGGUUAUAAUAAGUCUAAUUAUAUCAAUAUCUAUGGCAUUAAUGGUUCUCAGUUUAUUUUUAUUCCAUUCUUUAUUAACUUGUAAGAAUAUGACUACUUGGGAAUAUAAGAGUUGGAAGAGGAUUUCAUAUCUUAAAGAUUUUCCAUAAUAAUUAGGAUCACCAUUUAGCAGUGGAUGGAAAUAAAAUCUUCGAUAGUAUUGUCGUUUUUCUGUGCCUAAAUUAACAAAUUGGGAAUAUGGUACAUAAAAUUUGAAUUUUAUAAAAUGA
Paramecium pentaurelia is the source of this 1352-nucleotide messenger RNA. NCBI's taxonomy places the organism in Eukaryota, Ciliophora, Oligohymenophorea, Peniculida, Parameciidae. The record is from the annotation of a GenBank genome assembly.